Molecule: messenger RNA, 2155 nt
Organism: Eurytemora carolleeae
Lineage: Eukaryota; Metazoa; Arthropoda; Copepoda; Calanoida; Temoridae
Exons: 15
Coding region: 41-2155 (704 amino acids)
Biological process (GO): deadenylation-dependent decapping of nuclear-transcribed mRNA; P-body assembly
Cellular component (GO): P-body
Molecular function (GO): RNA binding
Source: RefSeq, a predicted model, not a curated record
UUAAUAUUUCAGAUAAAAACAUGAAAAAAUAAAAUUUACAAUGAGUAAUUCUAUGCUGUUGCAACCACCGGAUUCCGGAGACUUCACUUUAGAACCGGAGGAUGAUCUGGAUGCCUUCAACGAUGAAACCUUCGGAGGAGCAGCAGAAUGGGAAGAGGAGGCUCAUGAAGAGCUAGCUCAGCUCACAGAACAGGAACGAAUUGCUCUCCAGAGUUCUAAUGACUUCUUUGAGUUUGGCUCCGAGGACGGAGACUCAUUGGAGCCUUUACAGAAGCAUAAUGGAGCUAACGGAGCAGCUACGCAGCUGUCUCAGCUCAGCCUGGAGCCAAGUCAGCAGGCUCCAUUAUCCAUCCAGACCUCUAUUCCAGCUCCUCUACCUCCCUCCAUACAGGGAGGAGUUUAUCAUCAAGGAGUUCAACCUGUUUAUCAACUUCCACAACAGGUUCAAUACAACUUGAUGCCUCCCUCCCACUUCCAGGCGGUACAAGGAGUACAAGGAGUACAGCAUGUACAAGCAGUACAGACGGUGCAAGACCCUCUGAUGGAUCCUGCGAUUAUGUCCUUCAGUAAACCUCCCCAGUUACCGAAUAUUAACCAGGUUCCGACUCAGUAUACACAGAUACAGAUGCCUCGGGGUAACUUUCCUCCCACCCAUCCUCCUGUCAUUCAACAACAACAGUUCCAGCACGCCAACAACAGCUUUCCACAGAACAACAGCUUUCAACCCAACUCUUAUCCGACACCAUUCCCGGCCAACAUCAUGGGAUUCAAAACUAUUCAGGAUGUGGAACAUGAACUUCUGUACGGGCCCCGUCCUGUUCAACCUGUCGGGCCUAGCUUCCCGCCCAAUCGGGGGGUUGGACACGCCUAUCCACCUCCUCGUGGGCACCCACAGCAACAACAGUUUCAUCAAACAAAUAGAAACUUAAACUACCCCGGCAUGCGGGAUAGGCAGGGACACCAGGUUUAUAAUGAUAUUAACAGUCAACGGCGUCAAGAGAAUCAGCGCCAGCUUGAAAAUCAGCGUUAUCAGGAUAAUAUUAAUCAACGUUACCAAGAAAAUCAACGAUAUCAAGACAAUUCUCGAAAUCAGUCCUGGAAUCAGCGCUCUGGGGAUAAUAUGAACCGAAACCGUCCUUACGACAACCGUGACCACCGACAGAACGAGGAGGACCGCUACGAUCAUCAUGAUCGUCAACAGAAGAGGUUUGAGAGGGAGGAAGAGUGGGAAGAGGAUAGCUGGAGAUGGAAUGAGGUUAGGAAUAGAGCCAGGGAUAGCGCCACACGACGAGAUCUGAUGCCAGGGCAGGUUCAUGUUCAAGGUAUACUGCGCCACUCACGCGAGCCGCGCUUGCGUGAUCCUGAAGACGAUUGUCUGGGCGAUGAUGCACCCUUGUUUGAGCCUACCGGGGAUCCUGUCCUAGACGCUAAACUAUCCCAGGAGCAGGCGGAGUUAGCCAACAGAUGUCGUGAGUUUGAUGAAACCGAAGACGAAUAUGCUGGAUUAAUGUCUCAUAGGGACAAACAGUUUAUUAUCAAUAUCCAGCUCUCACAGUUGAAAUGUGAUAAUCCAUAUGUAGACGAUUACUACUUCACCAUGUUUACUGCCAAGCAGCAGCAGCGGCAAGAUCCUGGGAAUACAGCGCAGCUCCUACUUUCUGAACUCUCGGAGAGUGGAGAUGCAGAGACAGAAUAUAUUCCUACACAGUUCCAGAACUCUCUUGGUAAACUCCAGGUUGUCACUGUGAAAGCACCUCGGCAAAUCAUAGAUGUUGGAGUGGUUAGAUGUCAGGAGACAAGUAGUCCAGUAGAUGAUACUGGUGCAGUUACAGACCCAGGAUUAACUGUAGUUAAAGACCAGAAUAGAGCCCAGGAUUACAAAGGAACCCUGCUCCAACUAGAACGUGUCUACAAUAUCCUACUUGAACUAGAGAGUCUAAAACUUAAACUCUCGGCUAUCCCUACCGGGGCACCUCUCAGAGAACAGGUUACAUUGGAUCUGACCCGCCAAAUUCAAAUCUUAAUUGCGGGAUUAAACAAGCCCUCUCUCAUCCCUCAAUACCUACAGGUGAGGAAGGGUCGAGGAUUGCUGUCUAGAUGCUUGAAACAUCUACCGGGUGCUGCGGCUAAUAAAAUAUGCCAGGUAUUUCAUUAG